Molecule: messenger RNA, 1965 nt
Organism: Pomacea canaliculata
Lineage: Eukaryota; Metazoa; Mollusca; Gastropoda; Architaenioglossa; Ampullariidae
Product: ankyrin repeat and KH domain-containing protein 1-like
Exons: 4
Coding region: 1-1965 (654 amino acids)
Molecular function (GO): protein binding
Source: RefSeq, a predicted model, not a curated record
AUGGAAAGGACAAACAGCGAUACACUCAAGACAAAGGUCUACAAAACAGAUCAGGACAGUUUCAAAUUGUGUAGAACCCUGAGAAUGACAUCAAAAUUUCUUCACCGCUUUUACAACGACAUUGAUUUUCUGAAAGGCCCCUUGCACGAUUUUCGGGAAAUUACCAAUGCAGAGUACAUCCGGAGUCACCCUCAGGUUGUUCCAGGUCAGCAUAUUGACGCUCUGCAACGAAGACUUGCACCAGAAUCGAUUUGCGGAUGUGAGAAAAGCAACGACAGAAGCGACACCGACAACGAGGAAGGAUACUGGAGGUGUAUAUUGGAGGAUGGUGACUGCUCUUUCCUAGAAGCACUCGAUCCACACUUUCAGAUACCCGUUCAGCUGGAUGAUAUACCUUGGUCAUUAGUGGCCAACGCAACUUACAUCCCUUGGUGCUGCACGGAGCCUUACACCUGCUACCCCCAACACCUGGCCUGUCUCUUUGGCCACAAGGAUCUGGCCAGAGUGAUGUUCGAGGAGAAGGCAGCUGACGUUCAUGCCAGGGACAGCCAAGAAAACACUACCCUUAUGCUGGCCGCUGCCUCGGGCUCUGCCAUGACCAUGGUUUCCCUCCUUUUGCUUCUGUGUCAGGACGAAGACGACCGAAAGAAGUUAGUGACCGCCCAGAACAAGGACGGACUCACGGCCCUUCACUUCGCGGCUCUGAGCGAUGACCCGCAGGUCGUGGAGCUGCUGGUGGAUGUGGGGGCUGAUGUCGAUGCUGGGCAGUUCACCACUUUGCAGAAGCGACACUUCGCCUUGACUCCAUUGCACUUUGCCCUCGUCAGAGCCACGCGUCCUGCUGUAAGCAUUGCAAAAAUGUUGGUGAAGUCAGGAGCGGACCUCAACUUGGAGGCAGCCAAAGUCAACAGCACGUUGCCAUGCGCGAUGUUCGUUAGAGAGUGUUCCUGUGGGAUUUACUUGUGUCUGGGAAUUUACCUAGUACCCCAUCUGCUGCUUCCCUCAUACGGAACUUCGUACGAUGGUGAGAUCAACAGCGUGGGGACUGCUUUUCACCUGGCAGUUAAACGCAGCGUUGACCUUUCUGAUAUACUCUCGGAAAAGCAGAAGAGACUGGUGCUGAACGUACCCGACCAUUGGGGGUACCUGCCUCUUCAUUCAGCUGUCAAGAACCUCGACCAGAAGGCUAUAAAGUUCCUCCUCAGCUUGGAUGCUGACGUCAACGCCAAGGUGACUGAAGCGCGUAGAACGGCUCUUCACAUCCUCUUUAAUUUCCAGUUAGUGACAUUCUAUUGCAUCUUCUGCUGCAACACACUGAAGCCUAGCCUCCGCUUUAAAAGCUGCGUGUCCCUUCUGCUUCAGCAACCUUCGGUGAAUGUGCACUCAAGAGAUUCGCUUGGAAAAACCCCGCUGCAUUUUGCUUGCGAGCGUGGGCACUAUGCCUUUAUUGAGCAGCUGGUCGCUUGCGGGGCCAACGUCCUGGUCGAGGACAGACAGGGCAGACCGCCGCUGUUUUUGGCCGCGCGGCCCCCAGACAGGUCUGUCCGUGAAAAGCUCGUGGACGUUCUUCUGAGAUGUGGAGCUGCCCUCUCGUGUCUGAAUACGCCCUUUGACCUUUCUCCAGUGCAAGUGUUUUACGGCCGCUAUGACGUGGCCAUUCUUUUAAAGCUGUACCGCCUCGGGGCCAUGUCCACCCAAAAUCUGAAGAGAAUGCUUUAUAGCAUUAAAUAUAGCAUGAGGAACUUUACUGUAGGAGUGUCUAAACAACGCAAGAAAAUAGUUCGCGCGGCGAUGGCUGCGUUACAACAGGAAGGAUUGAAUCCACUCUCACUGUAUGCUCAAAGCAUCAUCUGUGUGUCGAAGUAUAUAAAGGCUGGGUCACCACAAAGCAGGAGGGAGGCGUUCAUGAGUUUGGAAUUGGACCACUUCACGCUGUCGACCAUGCAAGAUCUUUGCCUAAUGUAG